AUGGCCGCCAAGGCAACGGGUAAGACCGCGUUACGAUAUUUUCUGGGAACAUGUGUGCCUUCGUCGAAGCAAAAUGCCGCCAAAGUGAGAGUAUCGCGAUUACAAUUUGAUGAUUACAUUCAUAUGUAUUUUAAGGAAAACGAAUUUGUUUAUGCCAAUGAUCCGAAAAAGUUAUGCAAACAGGGUGAUGUGAUUUUGAUACAGACAUUACCACAGAAAUUAACGCGUCUUAUCACACACGAGGUUAUCGAAGUGAUAUAUCCUCUAGGCGAUAGAGUAGAUCCUGUCACAGGAAAAAAAAUUGUUGGAACUAGAUAUAGGGAAGAAAUAGAAGAGUUGACUAAAAUAUAUGGCAAAAGAGACUCAACCUUUGAUUACUCAAAAGCACCACGAAGAGGAAGACUGGAAGGUACGCGAGACUUUACUCAUAAGAAGAUGUAUCUGAAAUACUACGAUAAUCCUGAUGACCCACAACCAGAUAGUAUUCCACUAACAUAA
Molecule: messenger RNA, 498 nt
Organism: Cyphomyrmex costatus
Lineage: Eukaryota; Metazoa; Arthropoda; Insecta; Hymenoptera; Formicidae
Gene: mRpS17
Product: mitochondrial ribosomal protein S17
Exons: 4
Coding region: 1-498 (165 amino acids)
Biological process (GO): mitochondrial translation
Cellular component (GO): mitochondrial small ribosomal subunit; ribosome
Molecular function (GO): structural constituent of ribosome
Source: RefSeq, a predicted model, not a curated record